AUGUGGUACGCCGCCAAGGAGCAGCAUGAGCUCUGGGAUGACAUUGUGGCCGCCAUGAAGGCCGCAGAAGUGCCCGAAGGCUCCUUUACACAUGUCGGCUGGAUGUUCCAUGGCUCCGAGAUGACGGGCGAGUACAAGGAGCAGAACCUGAAGUUCCUGGCAGCAUUGAAGCCCUACCUUGCGGAGGGGGCUCGUGUGGACAUUCUCGCAUGCGAGAUGGUCGCGGGACCCACCGGGCUGAAGAUCUUCAAAGAGUUGGAGCAAGAGUCGGGCAUCAACCUCGCGGCCUCCACCGACCUCACAGGGAACUCUGCGGUUGGUGGCAACUGGAUCCUCGAAACUGACGGUGUGGAUGUCAAGCAGCAAUAUUUCACCGAUGCCAUCAACGAGUUCUCAGAGACGCUCUUGGGGUUUGCCAUGCAUAGAAAGAUCGUGAGGUCGGCACAUCGACGCAGAGGUUAG
This is a messenger RNA of Symbiodinium necroappetens, 462 nucleotides long. The record is from the annotation of a GenBank genome assembly. Lineage: Eukaryota; Dinophyceae; Suessiales; Symbiodiniaceae.